AUGUCUCUCGCGGCGUUCAUCGCCGUGGACGACGAGCGCUCGGUCGCCGUCGUGCGAGCGUCGAAAGCGACCGCGGGCGCGUCGGAAACGAGCGAUCUGUCUGAGAUGUGCGCGAGCGCUCUGGACGGACGUUUUUGCUUCCCCGAGCGCGCCGAGGGAGCUGAUGAACCGUCGAGAAGCGCCACGGCGGAAAGGUUUACGUUUUGUCUCACUCGAGCGAACGGUACGCGCGUUCUUGGACGCGUUCGUAGACGAGGACGGAUCGCGUGCGCGGCGCUGAGCGAACGCGCGUGGUUCGAGUACUUCGACGACGCGUUGGCUGGAUGCGAAGACGAGGCUCUGAGGGUGUUGUCGUUGGUGGAAGGAAAUGGUGAAAGUAGUUCGAGCUCGUGUUUGGUGCGAGAGAUAGAUGCGGACACGGCGUUGGGGGAGUAUCUCGAUCGGGCGUUCGGGACGGGGGCGCCGCGAGCGGGCGAGACGCGGAGAGUCGGGAUACCGUGGAGCGCGUUCGCGGGCGUGGCGACGCGGAGCGUGACCCUGACGGCGCCGGACUUGAAGAAGGAGUUUAACGGUGGGAUCAAGUUUACGUCGCUGUUGGAUUGUGGGCACGUGGACGCGGUUUUGGCGCUCUUUGCGGCGCUCGUGACGGAACGCCGCGUCGUGCUCACAGGGAGUCGAUUAGAGUUUGUGAGCGGAGCCGUGCACGCGGCGAACGCGGCGCUUUACCCGUUGUCGUGGCAGCACAUCUUCUUGCCCGUCCUUCCGGAGGGGUUUCUGGAUUAUCUCACGGCGCCGAUGCCAUUUUUGAUUGGCUUGCACUCAUCGCUCGUCUCCGUGAUGAAACGACUUCCGUGCGACGACAUUUUUACAUUGGAUCUGGACACGGGAGAGUUCACAUACUUUGACGAAGAUUUGAGGUCGAUGCCGGCUGGGCCGUUCACGCUCCUCCGAGUCGGGUUGUUGCGAGAGAUGGAGAAGUCACGCGGGCAGGACUCCCAGGCGGUUGCGCAAGUAUUUCGCACGUUUUUCUCCUCCGUCUUAGGGCAGUACAAGCAGCACAUCAAGGGCGUUGUCGCGCACCCACCGCCAAAAGAUGCUAUAAUAUCCGAUAGUCUAUGGCUCGAUCAGGACGAGUUCAUGGCGACCAAGCACGCGGGGAUUCUGGCGGCGAUGCGCGGGACGCAAAUGUACGAAGUCUUCGUGCGACAGCGCCUGAAUAUGUGUGCACAGGUGGCGCGAAAGACUGGGUUCGUCCCACUCGGUGACGAGAUCGUCGACUUUGAUCUGGAAGAACCCGACAUCACGCUAUCGGAUCUCAUGAUGCGCGGACAGGCUUUGGGCGAGCAGUUUGCGUCGGCUUCAUCGCACGCCCUCUCCGAGGCGAGCAGCGUGUUCAAGUCAACCGUGGCCAAGGCGAAGUUGGCUUACAGCUCGUCGAAGACGAUCAAGAACAUGCGUGAGGCGUUCACAUCGAAGAAGAGCGAGCUUGCGGCAUCGAUGAAAAAAUUUAGCAAGAAGAGUUCAGAGGAUUUCGCCGCCAAGUGGGCGGAGUGGACGGAGGGUGACGCGGACGGCUCGAUAGUGAAGAGCUUAUCGUUCGAUGCCGGGCGCGCGUCGCCGACGACGUCGGCACGUAAGGGCGCAGACGUCAUUCAUGGCGCGCCCGCGCCUACGUCUGGAUCGGCGAGCAAACCUUCGCCGUCGGCGUCCGUCGAACAAGCCGAACCCGAGCCGAGCGCGGCGCGCGCGGACGAGGUGACCGACGUUGAUACCGUCGGUAACGCGCUUCGAUCGAUCGACCUCAUGUCGUUCAACGAUGCCGCGGACUAUGCAUCGUCGCCGACACCGUCUAAACGACCGUCGACCGCGCCGACACUCGCCACGCCAAAUUUUCUCGACGACUAG
Ostreococcus tauri is the source of this 1905-nucleotide messenger RNA. RefSeq names its product DENN domain. Gene Ontology annotation, molecular function: guanyl-nucleotide exchange factor activity; phosphatidylinositol phosphate binding. Lineage: Eukaryota; Viridiplantae; Chlorophyta; Mamiellophyceae; Mamiellales; Bathycoccaceae. The record is from RefSeq and is a predicted model, not a curated record. The transcript has a single exon. The coding region runs from base 1 to 1905 and encodes 634 amino acids. Gene Ontology annotation, cellular component: cytosol; intracellular membrane-bounded organelle. Gene Ontology annotation, biological process: endocytic recycling; endocytosis.